UGUGAGCACGGAUCCGAACCGCGUGCGUGAAGCCGCCGCUGAGUGUGCCAGAUGUAUCCAGCCCCAGGGCGCGGGGUGGUUUGGCUGACACCAGCGGCUGCGCGCAGCCGGCUGCCUCGCGGGGCUCUCCCUGCACGAAACCCGCUGCCUCGCCUGGGUAGGGUGUCUGGAGGAGAGCACAGUGCUCUGUGUCAAGAGCACUUGUUUUGAAAAGCUCUUGAGCUUGCAUUAAAGCAGAAGGUCUGGGGAAACUUAUCCGGCCUUUCAGUCAGCAGGACACCGGCUUUUUGGGGAUGUUGUUUUGGCUGUAAGUGCUGUUCUUGCUGUAGGGAGGCUGUAGUGUUUGGGUGUUGGGUUUUUUUGGGGGCUUUUUAGCAGCGGGGGGAAAAAAGCAAGUCUGGGCUUGGCAAAUCAGAAGCAGAACUAAUUAUGCACGUGUGUUUCAUUAUGCCCCAGGGUUGGCUUAUUUCUAGUCCAAAGAGUCCACCUAGCCUCCUUCACCUGGGAGGCCACAUACACAUAGUGCACGUUAACCCAUUAAAAGUGAACCUUAAAGGUGACACCAUGAAGUACUUCUAGAGGGCUAACUAAUGUUACGCUGCCGGCCACCCGGUCAUCUGUUGGAAGUGGGUCACUGAAGCUAAACAAAUUCACGCUGAGGACCUGACCCACAUGUAGAUUUCAAACCAAGUGAGCAAGCUGUGAGGGUGCUAUUUUUGCAUUUACUUUGAAUUCGAAACGAUGACACAGUCUCAGUUCUUAGUCAGCCAGACUUCUAGUAGCAGUGGAUUUUUCUUAAAGGACUUGGGAGAGUGACUCAAGGUUGAAAACUGGGACAAACAGUUGUUUUUUUUUCUUGUUUUGUCAAACGGCAUCUGCAGCCUUAAGCAAAUUAUCUAUUUAUUUGUUGUUUUUAAAGCUAGCCUGGAAAUGAAAGACAGCUGCUUGCUUCUGUUUUCCUGUUUGGAUUUGUUUUCCAACCUAGGCCCAUGAGAUUGGCAAAACUUCGGUUUGGACCCAAGAGAGCUCGCAGUUCGGGAGGAGUGGCUGCUGGUGGGAGCGAGUCUCCUUGGUCCCAUCGCAGCUGAAGCCCUGAAGGCCCUUAGUGGGAGCUGGACGCGAAGGAGGAAGGAUGGUAAAGGCAGCGUCUUCCCAGGAUCCAUGGGCUCUUUGAGAGAUGAUCAGAGGGAGGCCAGAUGAUCUGCACAACACGCACGCCACUGUUUCUCGUCCGCAAAGGCAGCAUCGGAGCGUUCUCCCCAGCCCCGCACCUCCCGGCUUGCCCGAUCGCUUCCGGAUGUUUCGCAGCUGCGAGUGGGAGGUCCUGGAGCGGUCCCUCAACAUCCUCCAGGCCAGCGACUUCUACUGGGGCCCCCUGUCCGUGGGGGAGGCCCACGCCAAGCUCCAGCGGGAGCCCGUCGGCACCUACUUGGUGCGGGACAGCUCGCAGGGCAACUGCUUGUUCAGCUUGAGCGUGCGGAUGCCCACGGGGCCCGUCAGCCUCCGCAUCUCUUUCCAGGAGGGCUAUUUCCGCCUGAAGAACUGGUUUUCGGACUGCGUGGUCCGGCUGCUGGAGCUGGUGGUGGCGGGGACCCGCAACAACCCCUUGCACUUUGAUGAGAUGGGGGGAACCCCCCUGGUCUUCUCCGAGCCCUUGUGCCGGAGCCGCCGAGCGGUGCCCACGCUUCGAGAACUGUGCCGUCGGCAUCUGCCUGCUGCCAGUGGUGCUGCUGCCGCAGGGGACACCGCAGGGACGUGCCCGCAGGAGGUGGCGGCGUCACCCCCGGGCAGGAGGCGGGGGUCAGAGCAAAGUGUUGUCCCCAGCCCCUCCGCAGCCGGGGCUGGGAGAUGAUGGCGGGCAUGUGGGAGGCGAAGGGACGCGCCUGCCGCCUGGCCGUGCCGUCGGGGCCGAGGUAGCUGCUCGGAGAGGCAGGGGAGGACAGGUGCCCCAACCCACCGGCAGCGAGAGCUGUGUCCUUGGAGGUGCACAGCACGUGUGGCCUUCCCUGCAGAGGCUGGGGUAAAGCCAGAUCAGGAGAGCAGCGGUUUCCACCUGCGGGUCCUGCUCUUUGCUCCAGUUGUGCCUUAUAAGCUUGAGAGCGGGGCGAGCUGCCUGUCCCCCCAGGUCAGCCCCGCUGCCCCAAAGUGCCUGAGCUAGUCUGUGCUAUGCAUGUGCCCUCAUGAAGCGAUAUGGCUGGGACCAGGCCCACAGCGCUGCAGCCUGGGCACUGGUAGGCACGGCCACCGUGCGGACCGGAGAGCCACGCAGGUGGGAGCGCGCCCUGCUCCUCGCUGCACAAACAGACGUCAACACUUGCACUCGGGGAAGACUGCUGCAGCUAUUUACAGUACGUGCAGCUUCACUGCCUUUUGCCUUGCUUUAUUCGAACAGGUUUUUGGGAGUGCAGAUGGGUUUAUACUACGGGCAUUGCAUUCCAGCAGAGGCAGUCCCGGUCCAGAGAGCCUGGUCUGCGCUGCGAGGGUGUGAACAGAUAAUCCUGUGCCCUUCCUUACGCUCAUCUGAUAGUAUGCUGCUGCCAUCUAUGGACUGUAAAAAGAUGUUUUGGUUUUGUCUCAAAAAAAAGGCGAAGAAUUUUUUAUACGACUUUUAAAUGUUAAUAAACAUGUUUUUAUACUUCUUUUUAAAAGCUAAUGAAUACAUUACAGUAUUUUCAUUCCCUUGCAGCAUUGGAAACAUGGUUAGUUUAGUGCAGAGAUAUAUGGUAAUCAAACUGAAACUGAACAAGUGAAUUUCUUACAAAGACCAAAAGCAGUACAGACAUGAAGGGUCUUAGAUGGGAACAAUAAACAUAGUUCACCUUACAGUGCAAUAAAUAAAGAUUUUUAUAAACAUAAGACACUUCCUAAAUAGAUAGAGGUAAGACUUUCAGAAGUAUUUUUAGUAUUUAAAAAUCGUACUGAGUGUUUGAAAGAAGCACAGCAGUGAUGAACUGUAACUGGUGAGGGUGACUACAACUGAGAGGGAUAGAGAAGUUU
This is a messenger RNA of Cygnus olor (mute swan), 2997 nucleotides long. Its product is annotated as suppressor of cytokine signaling 1-like. Lineage: Eukaryota; Metazoa; Chordata; Aves; Anseriformes; Anatidae. Gene Ontology annotation, biological process: phosphatidylinositol phosphate biosynthetic process. The transcript has 2 exons. The record is from RefSeq and is a predicted model, not a curated record. Gene Ontology annotation, cellular component: phosphatidylinositol 3-kinase complex. Gene Ontology annotation, molecular function: 1-phosphatidylinositol-3-kinase regulator activity. The coding region runs from base 1178 to 1852 and encodes 224 amino acids.